AAAUCUCUUUAUCCGUGUUUAUCUUUACCCCGUUGUUUGUCUCUAUCUUUUUCCUCUGUGCCUGUCCCUUUCUAUUGCAAAGAAAAAAUCAAAGAAGCUCUGUGCUUUUCACAGACAAUCGAAACCAGAGCUUCUUCUGAAAAGUCUUUAUAUAUUUAUAAAAAAAAAUACCCUUCUUUUGCAUUGUGCACACAACAAUUUUAUACUUGUAUUGCCAAAAUUUUUGGCUACAUCUCCUCCAUUUUCUGCAAACUCAAAAAAUUCAAUUUGGGUCUUACUCAAAACCACCAUUAAUGGAAGCUUCCUCAUCUCCAAUCUCCAUCCAAACCACACCACUUCAAGACCACCCAGAGGCUUCACCAAAGCCCUACAAAAAAAGCUUUGUCACAACUCUAAUGGAAGCCGCAGCACUUCGUUCUCAUUCCUUCAAAGAAGACACAUACUUCAUCUCCAACCUCAAGUCCUCAGAGAAAAAAGCUCUCCAAGAGCUCAAAGACAAGCUUGUAGCUUCUGAAGCCUCCGAUUCAUCCAUGUGGGGUGUUCCUCUAUUGGGUGGUGAGGACAAAGCCGAUGUGAUACUGUUAAAGUUUCUAAGAGCUAGAGAUUUCAGGGUCUCUGACUCACUCAACAUGUUGCUCAAGUGCUUAGCUUGGAGGAAAGAGUUUGGAGCAGAUAAUGUGGUUGAAGAGGAACUUGGGUUUAAGGAACUUGAGGGCGUGGUGGCUUAUAUGCAUGGUUAUGAUAGAGAGGGACACCCUGUGUGUUAUAAUGCUUAUGGGGUUUUUAAAGACAAGGAAAUGUAUGAGAGGAUCUUUGGUGAUGAUGAGAAGCUUCAGAAAUUUUUGAGGUGGAGGGUUCAAGUGCUUGAGAGAGGGAUUAAUCUUCUGCAUUUUAAGCCUGGUGGGGUUAACUCUAUUAUUCAGGUAACCGAUCUCAAAGACAUGCCCAAAAGAGAGCUCAGAGUCGCUUCUAAUCACAUUCUCUCUUUGUUCCAAGAUAACUAUCCUGAAAUGGUGGCUCGUAAGAUUUUUAUCAAUGUUCCAUGGUACUUCAGCGUGUUGUAUUCGAUGUUCAGUCCGUUUCUAACUCAGCGAACUAAGAGCAAGUUCGUGAUCUCUAAGGAAGGAAAUGUUGCUGAGACACUCUAUAAGUUUAUUAGGCCUGAGGACGUUCCUAUUCAGUAUGGUGGACUGAGUCGACUCAGUGAUUUGCAGAAUGGUCCUCCAAAACCAGCCUCCGAGUUCACUGUCAAAGGCGGAGAGAAAGUUAAUAUACAGAUAGAGGGGAUUGAGGCUGGUGCAACUAUUACUUGGGACAUAGUGGUUGGAGGCUGGGACUUAGAAUACAGUGCUGAGUUUGUGCCCAGUGCACAAGGUAGCUACACCAUCGCUGUGGAGAAGCCUAGAAAGGUUGCUGCUCCUGAAGAAGCAAUUCACAACUCAUUCACACCACAUGAACCCGGCAAAAUGGUGCUCUCUGUGGAUAACACAACCUCCAGGAGGAAAAAGGUCGCCGCUUAUCGUUACAUCGUGCGCAAAUCCACCGCAUUAGUACCCACUACCUUCAAUUAUGCUAAUUAAAAAUUAAAGGGUGUUUUUGAUCUUGUUACUAUGUUCUUUUGAUGAGGGGGCUUUGAUUAAUCGUGUGUUACAGUGGUGAAACUUUGUCAGUCUUUACUUGAAUAGUUACUAGCGUAAUGUAUAAAAAAUGGUGGUAUUAUAUAUUGCUUAGUGUAGACGAAGAGUUGAUUAACUUUGCUUAUAUAAGUGCAUGUUCCCUUUUGUCCCCA
Quercus robur (English oak) is the source of this 1789-nucleotide messenger RNA. Its product is annotated as patellin-6. The record is from RefSeq and is a predicted model, not a curated record. The coding region runs from base 294 to 1580 and encodes 428 amino acids. The transcript has 4 exons. Gene Ontology annotation, molecular function: lipid binding. NCBI's taxonomy places the organism in Eukaryota, Viridiplantae, Streptophyta, Magnoliopsida, Fagales, Fagaceae.